Messenger RNA from Ilex paraguariensis (yerba mate), 282 nucleotides. The record is from the annotation of a GenBank genome assembly. NCBI's taxonomy places the organism in Eukaryota, Viridiplantae, Streptophyta, Magnoliopsida, Aquifoliales, Aquifoliaceae.
AUGCAAAUGUAUUGCAGCAACUACUACAGCGAAUCAUCGGAGCCGAUUGAACACUGUGAUUGGUGCCAAAGUGAGCAGAGAAGUGCCAGACAUGGCGGUUCUUCAAAGAAACCAGCGGCCGGAAAUGAAGCCGGAACCACCAACAGAUCGGAGUAUUCCGGCGACAAGAUCAAGCAACAUGAUCGUGAAGAGAGCACCGAGAAGGGAAAAAGUCCGACUGGAGCACCGUCGCCGCGGCCUACUACUCGCAGGUACAAGCUUCUCAAGGAUGUCAUGUGUUGA